AUGUAUUGUCAGAAGUGUCGAACGCCGCUCAAGUUGGAUGGCUCAUUGGAGUCGCUCAACCCGGCUGCUUUUGAGCUACUCGUCAACUCUACGGGCAAGACACUCUCCGACCAUGGCACUGCAUCAUCACCACGAGCUUCCUACCCUGCAGACCGUCGGAAACACUACGAUCGGGCGUCUCAAAAUGCUACGGGACCAAUUUACAGGAGAUCUAUCCCUGCUCCACGGUCGGGCGACCAGCCACAUCCGCCUGGAAUUCCACGAGCUGAUAGCGGCAAUAUGUCCUUCGUGAUGCUCACAGAGUCCCAGUUUGUGACUCCGCCUAUGGAAAAUGCUCUGCCAGCUCGGCCCAAGGGAAAGACAACUCAGGGUUCAGACCGGAAUGAAGGCGACGGAGCAUUUGCAAGCCAGGUCGACAAGACCAGCCGCUUGUUUGAGAUUGUCUCUUCACGUUCGGAUAUCGACCAUCCUAUUUGCGUGGAAUGCACGGAUCUGCUGGUUGAAGGGUUGCAAAAACGUCUAGCAGGUUCGACGAAGGAGCGCGACGCAUAUAUCUCGUUUCUUCGAAGUUUGAAUGCAGCGGUUCCGAGUACAGAAGAGUUGGAAACGGCUGAGAAGUCGCUCCAGGAAAGUUUGAAAGCCGAGGAAACAAUGUUGGCGGAAAUCGAAGCUUUGGAGCGAGAGAAAGCCAAAUUAGAUGAAGAGAUUGGCUCUUUGGAAGAGCAGUCCCAGAAGUUGGAUGCAGACGAGGAGACGUUCUGGCGUGCGCGAAACGGCUUUUCCCUGACGCUGGGAGAGUUUCAAACCGAGCGGGAUGCAUUGAACAUGCGCUACGACCACGACUCGCAGCAGUUGGAGCGACUACAGCGGACGAACGUCUACAAUGACGCGUUUUGCAUCGGUCAUGAUGGAUAUUUUGGUACUAUCAAUGGGCUGCGGCUGGGUCGGUUGGCUAAUCCCUCGGUUGAGUGGCCCGAGAUCAACGCCGCAUGGGGGCAAACCUGUUUACUCCUGGCUACCAUUGCAGAAAGGCUGGGGUUUCAGUUUCAAGGAUAUCGCCUUCGACCACUGGGUUCCACCUCACGGAUUGACAAGGUUGAGUACCCGCCACAACCGUCCGGAACGGCUGUGAAUGAGCGUGGCGCCCCCAAAGUCACUCCACUGGAUCUAUUCUCGUCCGGUGACCUCCCACUGAAUCUGCCCUGGCUACAUCGUCGAUUUGAUAACGGGAUGGUGGCGUUCUUAGACUGCCUGCGCCAGCUGGGUCAGUUUGUUGCUACAACUCCUGUGCCAAUAGCAUCGACCCGUCGCGGCCAGACCAGCGGCGCCACUGCACCUGGCUUGAGGUUGCCCUACGAGAUCAAGAAGGACCGUAUUGGCGAUGCCAGUAUCAAGCUCGGAUUUAACCAAAACGACGAGACGUGGACUCGGGCUUGCAAAUACACCCUCACCUGCUGCAAGUUUCUGCUCGCACACGCUAGCAACGUUGCGAGUGCAGGCUCUAGUAAUUCGGCGGCCGUUGCCGCUGCGGCUGUGGCAGCUGCGGAGCAGACUCGGCAGACGUCUUCCAGUCCCGCCAAGCCUCGAACAUGA
Messenger RNA from Penicillium subrubescens, 1593 nucleotides. RefSeq names its product beclin 1. The record is from RefSeq and is a predicted model, not a curated record. Gene Ontology annotation, biological process: autophagy; autophagosome assembly; late endosome to vacuole transport. The coding region runs from base 1 to 1593 and encodes 530 amino acids. Lineage: Eukaryota; Fungi; Ascomycota; Eurotiomycetes; Eurotiales; Aspergillaceae. Gene Ontology annotation, cellular component: phosphatidylinositol 3-kinase complex, class III, type I; phagophore assembly site; phosphatidylinositol 3-kinase complex, class III, type II. The transcript has 2 exons.